AUGGAGUGUGGAAAGACAUUUACUCAUGGCAGUGGACUUACUAUCCACAAAAAGAUCCACUCAGGAGAGAAACCAUAUAAAUGCAUGGAGUGUGGGAAGAACUUUGCUCGGAGCAGUGAGCUUAGAAACCACAAAAUGCUCCACACAGGAGAGAAACCAUUUAAAUGCAUAGAGUGUGGAAAGACCUUUGCUCUGAGCAGUAGACUUACUAUUCACAAAAAAAUCCACACAGGAGAGAAACCAUUUAAAUGCAUGGAAUGUGGAAAGACCUUUGCUCUGAGCAGUAGACUUACUAUCCACAAAAAGAUCCACACAGGAGAGAAGCCGUAUAAAUGCAUGGAGUGUGGAAAGACGUUUACUGACUGCAGUGGACUUACAAGCCACAAAAAGAUCCACUCAGGAGAGAAACCAUAUAAAUGCAUGGAGUGUGGGAAGAACUUUGCUCGGAACAGUGAGCUUAGAAACCACAAAAUGCUCCACACAGGAGAGAAACCAUUUAAAUGCAUGGAGUGUGGGAAGACUUUUGCCCGGAGCAGUCGCCUUAGAAGCCACAAAACACUCCACACUGGAGAGAAACCAUUUAAAUGCAUGGAGUGUGGAAAGACUUUUGCUGAAAGAGGUAAUCUUAUUACCCAUAAGAUGAUCCAUACAGGAGAGAAGCCGUAUAAAUGCAUGGAGUGCGGAAAGACGUUUAGUCAUGGCAGUGUACUUAGACGACACAAAAUGAUCCACUCAGGAGAGAAACCGUAUAAAUGUAUGGAGUGUGGAAAGACUUUUGCUCGAAGAAUUAGUCUUAUUUCCCAUAAAAUGAUCCACACAGGGGAGAAGCCGUAUAAAUGCAUGGAGUGUGGAAAGAUGUUUACUCAUGGCAGUGGUCUUAGAAAACACAAAAAGAUCCACUCAGGAGAGAAGCCAUUUAAAUGCAUGGAAUGUGGAAAGACCUUUGCUCAAAAAGGUAAUCUUAUUUCCCAUAAAAGAACCCACACAGGGGAGAAGCCAUAUAAAUGCAUGAAGUGCGGAAAGACAUUUACUCAGAGCAGUAGCCUUAGAAGCCACAAAAAGAUCCACUCUUUUUCCCCGUAAAAGAAGCCACACAGGAGAGGAGCCAUUUAAAUACAUGGAAUGUGGAAAGAGUUUUGUUCAGAAUGGUCAUCUUAUUUCUCGUAAAAUGAUCCAUGCUCGGAGAAAGUAUAUAGCAAUAGCAAUUCCACUUUAGAUUUAUAUACCACUCGUGGGUCCUCAUUUUAGUGACUUCAGAAGGAUGAAAGGCUGAAUCAACCAUGAGAUGGUCAGGAUCGAACUCCUGGCUGUGGGCAAUUAGCCUGCAGUACUGUAUUCUAACCACUGACCCACUAUGUUUCUAUAGAUUUGUAUGUGUGUGCAUAUUGUGCCUUUCUGAUCCAAAUGAGACAAGGUUGAAUCCAAGAAAUUGAAACUUAAUGUGGAGAAAAGUAAGAUUUUACACUUGGGCAGGAAAAACCAAUUACAGGAAACCUGGCUC
Molecule: messenger RNA, 1501 nt
Organism: Pseudonaja textilis
Lineage: Eukaryota; Metazoa; Chordata; Lepidosauria; Squamata; Elapidae
Source: RefSeq, a predicted model, not a curated record